Molecule: messenger RNA, 3015 nt
Organism: Fopius arisanus
Lineage: Eukaryota; Metazoa; Arthropoda; Insecta; Hymenoptera; Braconidae
Exons: 2
Coding region: 87-2900 (937 amino acids)
Source: RefSeq, a predicted model, not a curated record
UCACUUAUAGCUCGUAUUUCAGAGGGAAAUACCAAGAGUCAGUAGUGCGUACACAAGCGUUUCGAGAGCAACAAAUUUCAGGAGAUAUGGAGUUACAAUGGCAUGCUUUUCACAUUCUGUUCGUAGUUUUUACGGCAAAAGUGUUGUCUGAUGAGGUCUUGCCGACGGGCACGGCUUUCUUUGGUCUGCAAGGGGACAGCAACCUCGGCCACAGCGGAUAUGUUCACGUAUCCACCGACGAGGUGAAUCCCAUCUUUGAAUUAUCGAGCUGUCAAGCCCUAGACAUCAACGAGUCCACCUGUCACUUUGCACACAAGCACCCAAAACCUGAGAAUAAUUUAAUGGUAAUGCGUUCAUGGGUUGCCGUAACAAUCAGAGACAAUAUUCUCGGGCUGUUAGGAUACCUGUUGCACCAGCCUAAUGAUGAUGUCUUUCCGGAGGACACGUACACAAGCCUGAAAAUCGUCUACGAGGAAAUCCUUAAGAACAACAUCAGAACGAUGGAUAUUCUCCCACGUCUGAGGAGCAUCGCCAAGGGUAAUCCAGUCAGUCAAGUCAUCGAUCUAUUCAAGACCCUCCAGAAUGUGCUGCCCGCAUUCUGUAAAUCUGCGAUUGAUGAAAUCGUCCGAACAUUCACCAAACACAGAACCGCUCUGAAGACCAUCAUCGCUGAAACGAGUGAUAAGGGGAUCGACGUGUUCGCAGAUAUCGGCCUUCAGAUGAUUCCAUACCUCAAUUUGAAAGACACCAAACAAUCGUACGAAAAAUCAAGUCACUCCGAAAUGGGGAAGGAAUUCACAAACUUCAUCUCCGCGAUUCAAGAGAGUAAAAUUAUUCUGACUCAGCCAGUACUCGCUUCGCUGAUGCUCAAUAUGAGAUUCAGUCAAUUGUCACCUGGGGACAGAGAGGACUUUCGCUUUUUGACGGAUGUUUUACGGGACAGUAAAAUUCCAGAUUGGUCGCCGAGUCUCAUUGGUGCUGUCAACGUCAAAUGUCCCUACGCAUUAGUUCAAAUGAUGAUGAAAGCCAUCGCCAAUCGUUCGCAGAUUGAUCCAAUCGUCAAGGAAAUUGCAGGAAGACUCCACAAUCAGUUGCAAAAAGUAUCAAAAUCUCAUCGCUCGAGGCUCAUGGAUCCCUACUUCGGUAAAUCUGAAUUAAAUAUUCCUCUCUUACUGAACGUUCUCGAGGAGGAAGCGAAGAUCCCAGAGGUGCAAACUUUUAAGCAGAUGAUUAAUGAUCACAGCUUGAGCCUCUCUUAUGCGCUUAAAGGUUUCGUCCGGUACUUUUAUCCCACCCCGAGAGACUUAGUCUUCGCAUUUACGAGGAGAAUUCAGGAUCGAGUGCCCAUGAAUAACGAAACAUGGAGCACAGUCUCGAAAAUAGUAACCGCCCUCAAUGAGUCAAUCGAGAAAACCUCCGUAGCGAUGAGCAUUAAUGAACAAAAUGAGACAAGGUCUAAAAGAAGCAUUGCACAAGAUUGUAUCUGUGAUUUUCUAACGUCUUCACACCUGACUGAGAAUCCAACAUUCUACGCUGAUAGACAAUGCAUCCAUGGCCCCAAAUGUUUUAGUAAGAUCUUCGACAAGAUAGCCAACUCCUUCCACUCAUCCCUCUUCACUCAGUUGCACAGCGUGAAAGCAUCUUGCCCAGAAGAACCAGCCAAGAUAUCCUUGUCCGCUUGGUUAGAAACUCUGAACAAAUCAGUGGCCAAUCCUAACAUAACCCUCCUUCUCGAGAACAUCAGUACCAUAUUAACUAUUUUUAUUCAAAACAAUGAGAUCAAAGCUAUCAUCGAUGGCAUCAUAAAUCAAAAUCCUGCCCACGGUAACCGCACAGUAUUGAACAGUUCUGCAGUGCUAGAAGAUAGUAUUAUGAAUGAAAUGACGAAUUCCACGGCAACCUCGAUCGAAACCAAUAAAGAUUUACUGUCUAGGGUUCUGAAGAAUAUGUUAAAUAUCAAGAAAGUUCGAGCCAGACCAUUUGUAUUCUACGAAGUCAUAAGGGUCUAUUGUAUAUUGAUUCAUGUACCCAUCGAACGGUUGACGCCGUCCUUUUUGGACAAGCUUCACCUCGACGAGCCACCAAUGAGGAACAUCACAGAUAUAUUCGUGGAAGGUGUCAGUGAUCUCAUGAAGGGGAUCAUCCAGAAUUUGACAGCUAAUGUGAAGGAAUCAUCCCUCAACUUGAAAGACUACAAAACAAACCGUCAAUACCUGGAAGAUCUCCUGCGAAAGACUUUACUCCUGGAGACUGUCCAGCAGGACAGCCAAGUGUUCAACGAAGUUGUGCAGCUGUUGAGGCCCAUCCAAGAUCUUCCGAUAAGGUUGUUCCCUCUUAUAGGCAUGUCGUAUGUGCCUUUAGCUUGGCGUUACUUGGAGAAACCAGGAAUUCUGCAGAAAUUAGGAGAGGACUUUGAUAUGGGCCGCUUCCCAACACGAGGUCGCUUCCUCCGAGCAAUCCUCGAGAAGUCGUUAACAACAUUGUUCGUUAGAGGCAAUGAAACCCUGUCAAGAGCGAUUAAGGAGCAGAUAUCUCUGGUACUUUGCACUGAUGCGGGAGCGGAACCGGUGCGGGAAAUCCUUGAAGGGAUUACAACGGAUCAAGUGAAUGUAUACAAAAUUAUUCAGUACGGAUUGGAUAGACAGAAAUUAACGGCCGAUGUUCAAGAGGCCUAUGCUAACAUGUGGAACUGGUACGGUGGAUCCUUUCAGCCCUUGACACAUGUUAAACUAAUGAAUAUCAGCUUGUACAACACAAGAUCCGACUUUCUGACUGGCUUUUUGGAUAAAGUCGAGGCGGAGGUCGGGCGAGAUUUCAACGGAAUGAAAAGAGACAUUGAACUAAUGAGGUCGGCUAUACUGCUGACUGGGACUGGGGCAGAACCAGUCGACUAUCUAUGAUUGACGUGGGAUUUUACGAAAUAGUGUAGGGAAUAUAACAGCUUAUGCUACUAAACUAGACUAUUUUACAUAUGUAUGGAUAAUAAAUGGUACUGUAAAAGGUUUCCUAAAGUUA